CGGCCGGCGCCUGGCGCGGAGCCCUAGGGAGGCAGUUCAGCGCGGCCUUGGGCCUCGUCGAGAAGGAUGUUGUCCCGACAGAAAACCAAAAACGAAGUGUCCAAGCCGGCCGAGGUGCAGGGGAAGUACGUGAAAAAGGAGACGUCGCCUCUGCUUCGGAAUCUUAUGCCUUCAUUCAUCCGGCAUGGUCCAACAAUUCCAAGACGAACUGAUAUCUGUCUUCCAGUUUCAAGCCCUAAUGCCUUUUCAACUUCUGGAGAUGGAGUAGUUUCAAGAAACCAGAGUUUCCUUAGAACUCCAAUUCAAAGAACACCUCAUGAAAUAAUGAGAAGAGAAAGCAACAGAUUAUCUGCACCUUCUUAUCUUGCCAGAAGUCUAGCAGAUGUCCCUAGAGAGUAUGGUUCUUCUCAGUCAUUGGUAACGGAAGUUAGUUUUGCUGUUGAAAAUGGAGACUCUGGUUCCCGAUAUUAUUAUUCAGACAAUUUUUUUAAUGGUCAGAGAAAGCGGCCACUUGGAGAUCGUGCACAUGAAGACUACAGAUAUUAUGAAUACAACCAUGAUCUCUUCCAAAGAAUGCCACAGAAUCAGGGGAGGCAUGCUUCAGAAAUUGUGAGCAUAUCAGCAUCAAGUACCACUGGUGUGGAAAUGCACACUUCAACCUCUUCUUCAGUCACAAAGAGUUACAUCUCAUCACAGACAAAUGAUAAGCACAAAUGGGACACAUAUCCAGCCACUCCUAGAGCUCAUGAAGUUUCAGAAAUUUAUGUUACAACUGUUUACCCUACAGAAGAGGAUGACGGAGAAUGGGUACAACCUGUCCAUCCUUUCUCUGGACCAGGCAUGAGGAUGUGGCCUGCAUGCUGCCUGAUCUUGCCUAGAACCGGCUGCACCUGCUGUUCUCUUGUUUAUGCAAACUGGCUGCACCUGCUAUUCCUUUGCUUAUGCCCCUACCCCUGGCUAUCCUAAUUCCCUGUUCUCCUGCCUCACUAUUACUGUAUUCUCUACUUCUAAAUAAAAAUAAAACAAAAUACAAACCAUUUUCAUGUAUUAUAGUCAUGAUUUGUUAUUUCAAGCUAUGUUUAAAAUGUAAAGCCCAUUACAUUAGGAUAGAUGAGAAGAAAGAAGGGUCUGAACAAAGCCAACAGCGGAGAACACGCAGAAGGGGAAUGAAGACUCCAGCCUGGACUCUCAUUAGGUGGUUGUCCAGGAUAACAUGAAGUCUCAUGUGAAAUAUAUUGGAAAAGAACAAGAUUCAGUCAAGUACCCAAGGUGCCUGACUGCUGAAACGGCACUGUAAUUUAAAAAGCAAAGACAAGUUUAUCACACUGUGAGAUCCUUGAGGGCAAGGACCAAAUUCUAUUCAAAUCUUUGUCAAAAACCAGAUUUUUGAUAGGCUUACUGUAGUAUACAUUGAUCUUAAUUAUAGUUCACCUGCCAGGAGUUAAGGUCCCUCCUCAACAGUAAAGAGAAUGACAGGCACAGGGGUAGGAGCACAUAGAGAAGGGCCUGACUUUCAAAUGAACUCUGGAGAGCACUCAUCACCUCCAGAACACAGCAGAUCUUACUGAGAUGGCUGGGUCAGAAAUCUCUGAGGGACUCCAGGAUGCCCAUGCCUCAGAAAGAACAGGUUAAACCAAAGGACCUGGGGUCCCAAUGUGCAGCACGUUUCCUCUUCGAGUACACACCAGAUACAUUCUGACUGCCUUACCCUUGGAGUGAGAAGGAGGAGUGUCUGAGGUCUCUUUUCUCCCAUCCUAAAAACAGGACGUAGAGCAGGCCAUGGCCAUAUGCUGUAUGCCCCCCCUAAGUGAGCAGUAAGAGAUUGUCACAAAUCUGCUAUGUUCAACAUCCCCAUUUGAAUAAAUGAAUGUUAUUACCUCUCCAGGUGACUGCUUUGAAUGCAUAAAUUCUAAAGUAUUUCAGAAACCUCAGACAUUACAGUCACACCAUGAUAAAAUCUGGUAGGUCUGAUGAUAAGGAAUGGUGUUUGUUGCAUAUUUAAAAGAUUGCAGACACUUCUACAUUAAAGGUUCUUUCUGUGGGUGAGGGGGCUGUGGGAUGGGGGAGAUGCCAGGAUAUGUAUAGAGCUUAAUUUCACUUGGUGGGAUUACAGCUAAUUUUUGUCUUUUUCUUUAUACUUUUUUUCUAGCUUCUUAAUUUUCUGUAACAAAACUGUAUUACAUUUUUGAAGAGACAAUAAUGAAAGCCAUUAACUUUUUCAAAACUAAAUAUAUAUAUACAUAUAUACAUAUAGCAACAAGACAGUUGCUAGCACACAUCUCCCCCUAACAGAUAGAGUUACACUAGUUUACAUGGGGUUUUACUUAUAAUUGACAUAGUUAUCCUAAUCUAUGCAUUCUUUGACUAUGUUGCAUGUCUAAAAUGUUCCAGUGACUGUUCAAUUGUGGAUUACAGAGAACUCUCAUUGUCCAAAUUAGAGGCAGGAAUCUCAGUCCUGUGGGAAGCAUCCAAAAAGUUCUUCAGCACAGAUAGGUUUAGGAAUAAAACUGGAGAUCUUUUGAGUGGUUCUCAUUUUUAUAAGCUUGGUCCUGAACUUAUCUGCCCCUUAGUUAUUUUUAGAAUUGAUCUCAUGCUCAGGUCAAUCAUUUCACAGUGAAGAAUAUACCAUUUCUCAAACUGCCUUCUUUCCAAAUUUUAUGACUAGAGUUCAGCCUGAGUUCCAGAAUCAGGUGAUGAACAUCACUCAAUGGAGCAUAUUAACUAGAAUUGUCUCCAUCUGGGUCUCUUCCAAAUGGUCUUGUCAAAUGCUAUCAGAGCAUCAUAUAUUAGAGAAUAUGUUAUAUCAGCCUCCACUUAAGUUACUCACAGAUUGUCCUUGACCCUUCUCAUGGCUCUUCUCUCUUGUAGGUGGUAUUAUUGGUAACAUAAUUUGCUCUGACAAAAGCAAAUAAAGGAAAUUUUAGACCUUUAUUAUUCAACUGGAUAAAACUGAAGGUUCAGAAGUGAUUUCAAAUAUUGCCAACCAGGUGAAAAUUAUUUCCAUUCUCAGCUGAACGCUAUUACCUUUAAAUCAAAAGUAAUCAGUUUAAUGUAAGUCUUACCUAAGUCUAUUAAACUUUUUCUAGGCCUACCAAAGCAUAAAAAUGCUGAAUAUUUUAAUGUCCUCAGAUUAAAGUAUCCCCAUCUCUGAAUAUUUUGAAAUUUUAAAAAGAAAUCACUAAAAGGUGACCAGCAGCAUUUAUUCUUACUAAAAAGAAUGGAUGAGAUGGCAUGGAAUAUAGUAACACCCCCACAGCUUGUCUCCCUGUCUCUACUCUUGUUUUUUAUAUUCCCUCCUUCACAGAGCAAUUUUUUCAAACUAUCAAUUAGAUCAUGUAUUUCUCCUACUUAAAAUCUCCAGUAGGUUUUUCACUGCACCAGAAUAAAAUCACCACUUGUUAGCAUGCUCUCUGAAGUUCUGACUUGUCCACAUGCUCAGCUCACCUGGCCUGCCCCUCUCAACCUGCUCCCACUCUCUCCUGUCUUUAGGUUGCAACCACUGAACUUUUCCCCAAAACUCCAACAUACUAAGGUUGCUCCUUUCUUAGGAACUUUGUUCUAAUUUUUUCUCCUUUUUUUGCUUCAUAUCUUUCCUUGACUGCCUCCAUAUUAUUCCUGUCUCACACCUUCAAAGAAAAUUCUGAUGACAGUAUUUUUCAUCUGCUUUGUUUACUAUGCAUCCUCAGAGCCCAGAAUAAUGGCUAGAACACAGGAAAACUCAGUAAAAUUUCAUUGAAUGAAAUAGGUCUUCCCUGCCUACCCAAGGCAAAGCAGCUUGUAGUCUUCUUCCUUCCUUCCCAUGAAUUUCUCUUUCAUUUUCUUCCUGUAUUUUUUUCAUAGCACUCAGCUCCCAACACUACCCUCUUUAUGUGUAUAACUGGUUAUUGGCAAGUCUCAAUUCAGUAGGGUAAAAAAAAUUAAUUCUUUAAAUUUGCUUAUACUGCAUGGAAUAUACUUUUCCUAUUUCUUAUUCCUAUUCCCUAGAAACAUCUUGGGGAGAUACGAAACUUUCUGGUCUUUUUUGUUAUUAAAAUUUCAAAACACCAAUCUUAUAUGUAAAUGAAAGCUAUACAGCUACUUUCUUUUUUCUAGGUUUUCAUGCCUCUGGGAUUUGGAUUAGAGAAAGCAAGCAAAGAAAGGACAUUUUUUUACUUCACUGUUCACAGUGUAAUCGUGUGCCUGACGGCUGUAGCUACUAACUUGGCUUACAUUGACUGACCACUAAGGGACUCUAGGAGUCAGAAUCUAAAUGCUGACUCUCUCAAAGGUGUAGAGAGAAUUUCAGAGGGCCUUACCAUGACAUGGGGAUUAAACUCCAGUUCUGCCCAAUUCUCAUCACGAAAUCCUUAUCCCAUGCCUCAUUGUGUUUGGUGUCCCCUUGCCUAGGGGACAGUCCUCCUGGGUAACAUCAGCAAGAUAACACUUCAGUCACAUUCCAUUUGAUCCUUUGAAUACUCUGGGGUCCUUACCCACCAAAUGGAUGGAGUUCAGCUGCUCAAUCACUGCCUUUCUCAGAACUCGGUUGUCCAACCACAAUUCCCUUCCCCUACUCACGUAGGGAUAGGGCUAUAUUGGCAAAAUGCCGCCCGAACAGCCUGCUGACAGUAAACCAAAUAUUAGUUCCUCUCACCUUCUUGAAGGCAUUUACAGUCUUUGUAAGCUUUUCUCCUAAUUUUCCCUUUCCCGUUCCUGCUUAGAUUCUAAGAAUGAAGUGCAUCCUUCUCCUUUUCUUCAUCAGGUGAAGUGGGAUUUACCCAUUACCAUAUAUUCACCACCAGGUCACUGACGAGAGACUCCAGUGAAUCUCUUCCCCUCUGCAUUCCUCUCCUUGUACAGACUAGAGGGUCACAUUGUGUAAAGCCUAACAUAGCCCUGCAAAGAGAUCUGGCCCCCGCAGUGAGCACAAGCUCAGUAAUUCUCUUUAGAGUGAGGUGGUAAUCAGUGCCUCUUGGUUUCAGCUGUGGUCCUAGUGGCUAAUUAUGGAAGGAUAGGAAUAGUCUCACAACAUCUUACCUGUAUAUUAUAUGCCACCCAUAACCAUAAAGACGCCAGGAUUUAGGUUCCUUGAAGGUAAUGACUAUGGGUCCCUCUCUGUGGAAGAAUAGUGAAUAGAAGACAGAAAUCACUCAAUAUGUGGAAUGACUGAUAUGGCUUGGCUGUGUUCCCAUUCAAAUCUCAUCUUGAAUUGUAGUUCCAAUAAUCCCCACAUGUCAUGGGAGGAACCCAGUGGGAGGUACUUGAAUCAUUGCGGUGGUUUCCCCUGUGCUAUUCUCAUGAUAGUGAGUAAAUUCUCACAUAAUCUGAUAGUUUUAUAAAGGAGCUUCCCCCUUUACUCAGCUCUCAUUCUUCUCCUUCCUGCCACUAUGUAAGAAAGAUGUGUUUGUUCCCCUUUGGUCAUGAUUGUAAGUAUCCUAAGACCUUCCAAGCCAUGCAAAACUGUAGAUCAACUAAACCUCUUUCCUUUAUAAAUUACACAGUCUUGGGCAGUUUUUUAUAGCAGCAUGAGAACAGACUAAUACAGUAAGUUGGUACUAGAGGUGGGGUGCUGCAUUAAGGAUACCUAAAAAUGCAGAAGUGACUUUGGAACUGGAUAACAGACAGCCUGUGAAAGCAGCCGAGAGGGGGGUUGUACUAUGCAAAGCCACAGGAGCGGAGCUUCCCAAGACUGUGGGAGCCCACCUCUUGCAUCAGCAUUAACUGGAUGUGAGACAUGGAGUCAAAAGAGAUUAUUAAGGUGCUUUAAGAUUUAAUUACUGCCCCACUGGAUUUCAGACUUGCAUGGGCCUGUAGCCCCUGUUUUUGGCCAAUUGCUCCUAUUUAGAGUGGGUACAUUUACCCAUUGCCUAUACCCUCAUUGUAUCUAGGAAGUAACUAACUUGCUUUUGAUUUUACAGGCUCAUAGGUGGAAGGGACUUGCCUUGUCUCAGAUGAGACUUUGGACUCGGACUUUUGAGUUAAUGCCGGAAUGAGUUUAGACUUUGGGGGACUGUUUGGAAGGCAUGAUUGUGUUUUGAAAUGUGAGGACAUGAGAUUUGGGAGGGGUCAGGGGCAUAGUGAUGUGGUUUGGCUGUGUCCCCACCCAAAUCUCAUCUUGAAUUGUAGUUCCCACAAUCCCCACGUGUUGUGGGAGGAAUGUAGUGGGAGGUAAUUGAAUCAUUGUGGCGGUUUCCCCCAUGCUAUUUUCAUGAUAGUGAGCAAAUUCUCAUGAAAUCUGAUGGUUUUAUAAGGGGCUUCCCCAUUUACUUCUGCCAUCAUGUGAAAAACGAUGUGUUUGCUUCCCCUUCUGCCACGAUUGUAAGUUUCCUGAAACCUCCUCAGCCACGCAGAAUUCUGAGUCAAUUAAACUUCUUUCCUUUAUAAAUUACCCAGUCUCAGGCACUUCUUUAUAGCAGCAUGGGAAUGAACUAAUACAAUGACUGACUGACUGGAAAAAUUCAAACGUUUUCUUAUGACCAAUUCAAUUUGCUAGAGCAAUUAGAAGAUCACACCUCAAAAGUAUUCAGUACAUUCAUACUGUUUUUCAAAACAUUUAACUUGUUCAAAACUCAUUCCACCUUCUGACCAAUAAACAUCUAUUCAACUUCUUAUGCACAUGCAUUUCAAAUUGCAUCAUUUUCAACCUCACUACUUUUAAAAUGUAAAUUAAAACAACAGAAAAUUUAUUCAUUAUCUAUGAAACCUACUAAGUGGUAUUUCUAAGAUAAUAUCCAAUGUGCUAAGGCUGCAGUAAAUUCUUAUUGUUGUUAUGGUAAUGUAACUUGGUGCAAUCUUUUAGAAGGAAAUUUGCAUAUAUAUUCCAGCACCUCCAAGAUACUCAUAGGAACUAAAAUUCUAACAAAUAUUAAAAGCGUAGCAGGCAGACAUAUGUUGUUACAUACCGAUUGCUUCUUCCUAUAUCACACACUCCCACACACACUCAUCUGAACUUCUUUAUUGUAUAAGACUGAUACAUUUUUCCCUAUUACUUAUACCAGCAACUACAAGAAAAUUGAA
Molecule: messenger RNA, 6993 nt
Organism: Pan troglodytes (chimpanzee)
Lineage: Eukaryota; Metazoa; Chordata; Mammalia; Primates; Hominidae
Product: glycophorin B (MNS blood group)
Exons: 5
Coding region: 67-966 (299 amino acids)
Biological process (GO): positive regulation of apoptotic process; hippo signaling; negative regulation of cell population proliferation
Cellular component (GO): cytosol
Molecular function (GO): molecular adaptor activity
Source: RefSeq, a predicted model, not a curated record